AAUACGCAACACGCGAAAUUUUUAUCUUUCUAUAGUCUAUUUUCCCGCCGAUUUUCUUACUAUCUUACAGUGAUGUAUUUUCUACGUAUUAUAUUUCUGAAAAUAGACUUUUAAAUAGUAAAAUUUUUAUAUCUGUAUAUAAUAUUUUAAUUUUGGAAUUUGUACAUAUUUAAUAUAUGCUUUUCUUUGCUUUGUUAUUAUCUAUAUUCAUGUAAUAAGUUAUUGUUAGGUUAUAGUAAUGUGUCAUUGACAGAUUUGUCGAUCUUGUCAAUUGAUGUAAUGUUGUAAGAAAAGUUUUAUAUUUACACGUAUUUAGAGAUCAUUGACAUGAAAAUGAUGGACAAUGAUGGACAAGAUGAUUGUAUUGAGGCAAUUACUCCUAUUAAGAAAAAAAAAAUGAAACAAGCACAAUUGCCAUUUCAAAUGCAAAAUCAGAUACAGUCAUCGAAUGUUGUUCAAAGUAAGAAAAGGAAAUUAACAUCACCUUCGAUCGAGAAUAAUUCUCCGAAAGCAAUGAAAAUUUUUAAGAAAAGUUUGAAUACAGAUAUUGUAGGUAGUAAAUCGAAUAAUAUAGAUAUUGAUAUAGAAAAUGAAAAUGAUAUAGAAGAGAUAGAAGUUGAAAAUUUGAAAGAAAAUUCAACAUCUAAUAAAUUAAAAACUGAAAAUAAAUGUGAAACUCCAAGACAGAGUGGACAAAAAGCAUUAGAAAAACAAGAAAAAUUAAAAUCAAAUCCUUUAACAAAGUUCCUUCAAAAGACUGAUAAACAAAAAAAUAAUUCAAAGGAUGAGUCUCAAAUUUCUUUGCAAGAAGGAAAAGAUGACUUAUUUAAAAAGACUUCUGAAAAAAAAUAUAUAAGUAACAUAAGCGUAUCAGAAACAAGAAAUAAUUUAACUAAUAAAAUAGAAGACUCACCAUCUACUGUAAAUAAUUCUCCAAAUCAGACUGAUUCUGAUAUUGCUAUUUUAUCGUCCGAUGAAGAUAAAGAUGAACAAACAAAAUCAAUUACUGAUACAAUAAAAGAUAUAACUAGUAUCUCAAAAAAUAUUAAGACUCCUAAAAUGGAAAAAAUAAAACAAAAAAAAUUAACACCUAAACAAGAAGAAAAGAAAUUAUUAAUUGCUAAAAGAAAAGAAGAAAGGCGAAGAUCGAAAAUGGAAAAAGAAAAGAAAUUAGAGGAAGAACGAGAAAAUCGAAGAAAAGAAAAAGAAGAGAAACGUAAAGAAAAAGAGGAAAGAGAGAAAGCUGAAAAAGAGCAGAAGAUGAUGGAGAAAAAAAUGAAAGAACAAAAAAAACAAAUGGAAAUUGAACAAAAGCAGAAGGAAAGACAAGCAAAAGAGGAAGAACGUAGAAAGAGAGAAGAAGCUAAGGAAGAGGAAAAAAGAAAAAAAGAAGAAGAAAAGUUAGAAGCAGAACGUAAGAAACAAAAAGCAGCUACAACUUUUGCCAGUUUUUUCGUCGCAAAGAAACAAGAGAAAUGCGUUGAAGAUGAAAAUACAACCGAAGUAAAAAAUUUCAUGCCUUUUGAAAUUAAGGCGGACAUGAAAAUAGCUCCAGUUUGUAGGAGAACUCUAGAAGAGCAGGAAAAAUUAUUAUUAGAUGAAAAAACAAAUAAAGGAAAUACGGAAAUAUCAGAUUUAUAUCUUAAUGAAAUUAAAGAUAAAAAAAUUGUUCCCCGCAAAUCAUUUAAAACUUGGCCACUUGAAGCAAAAGAUGAUAUAAUUUUGUUAGACGAAGAAAACGAAGGUAGUUCGAACAUCGUAAAUCAAAAUAUCGUUGUAGAGAAACAACGACCUAAAUUAUUACAAUUUUCUGAAAAUUUGCGUCCACCUUAUUGGGGUACAUGGAGGAAAUGCAGCAAGAAUAUUAAUCCUCGAAGACCAUUUUCAAAAGAUAUGGAAUACUUCAAUUACGAAAUUGAUUCGGACGAGGAAUGGGAGGAAGAGGAACCGGGUGAAUCGUUGCACGGUUCGGACGAUGAAAAAGACGAGGAGAAUCCGGAGGACAACGAAUAUGAUGUUGAUAACGAUUUCAUGGUACCCCAUGGGUACCUAUCCGAUGAAGAGCUUCGCGCUGACGAAGAAGAUAAGGAAGACAUGUCCCCUGAAACGCAAAAAGUUAGAUUGAAACUGCUUGGAGAACAAUUCGAAUCGGAAAGGAAUGCGAAGACUUCGAAAUUGAAGCCAAAAAUAAUCGGUAUAAUUUGGCGUGGGCCCGAUAACAAUUUUCCACCAAACGUACCAGCAAAGAUUGUAGACUUCUUGACAGCACGUGAGGCUUGGGUCCGUCAAAUACCGUGUUCAGCUCUGCUGUCGACGCCAACCACGUCUGAGAACGAGACAGCUAACGAGCGCGCUUCGCCUUCGCCCACGCAACAACAAGCGCCAUCCAGUUCGAAGAAAACACGAGUUCCGGAAGCGGCUAUUCCGGACCUGAUUCGACUCGUACACGGGAACGUACAUGGCAGAGGAUUCCUCGUAAAAGAGUUCAUGACCUAUUGGAGCAAGAAGGACGAUUCAAAUGGCAAUUACAUCUCGAAGGCAAGUUUAUUGCAAAAAAUUCGCGACAUUGGAAAAUGGAUGCCUUGCCCAGAUGAGGGACCGAUGCAUUCGAAGGCUUGUUGGUACGUUCACGAGGAAAUCAGGAAGAAAUACGUUAACGAGGAGUUAUCGUUGCCAAAUCAAUGGUCGUACACUCUGAUUCCGAAGAAGAAGAGAAACGAUAACUCGUUGCAGAUCGUUGAGAAAGUAGAGAAAGAGGAUAAGGAUAGAGAGAGGAAGAACGCACCUCUGAUUACUCAAUUCACUAAAAAAAUCACCCAGGAGGAGAUGAAGAAACAAUUAACUGUUAAGCCUAAUUAUACUGGUUCGCAAACCACUUCGCAAAGUAAACCCACGAUUAAGCUUCCGAAAAGGGCGAGAUUAAUUUCUGUUAAAAGAGGCGAGGAAUUGCCUAAAACGUCGAGGGAGAAUUUGCUGAAAGAUUUCGUCAACGCGAAGGCUGACGAUAAAAGUUCGUUGGAGGACAAUGAUUCGGAUGAUGUGGUUAUAUUGUGCACCAAGAAUAAUGAAAAUAAGGAUGAAAAGAAGGAGGGCGAAGAUAGACUUGUUGCUGGUCAUACGGAGUCUGAAGAGAAAAGAAACGAUGAAGAAGAAUCAUCAAAUGAUGACAACGGAAGUAUCGUAACGUUGAAAUCUGAGAAUUCGGCAGAGAAUAUCGUAUCUGAUAAAAAUGUGAGCAAAACUAUAGAUAUUCCUAUGAACAUCGACAGCGAUUAAGUAGAAUGUUAAUAACUUGUGAAAAAAAUUGCAACAGAUUCGAAUAUUUUACGUAGAAAAAAAAAAAAAAACUUCAAAAAUGUGAUAAAGACACAACUGUAGUUAUAUAGAUUAAAAAAAAAAAAAGAGAGAGAAAUAAUAAAUUUGACGGAAUAAUAUUUCUGUCGCGAUAUCUUCAUGGAAUAAAUCGUAUUUUUGAUAUUAUUUUGUGUUAGAAUUUUUACUGAUGCGUUCAUGUUUUGCAUUAUCGAUCAUGCAUAUAUUUGAAGGAUUCAGAAAGAAUAUAAAUCACAUUUUCACAGCAUGGCUUGUUUUCAAUCGACAAAUCAAUGAAAUAAUUACUCCAAUAUUUAAUAUAGAUUUAAUUGAUUUGCUAUUUGAAAAUAUAAACGAUAAAAAAAACUACACAAAUCAUUUUCAGAGAAUAUAACUUGGCUUUGGAAUCCUCUAUUUAUAUUUUUCACAUUUUGCUACGUAUAAUAUAUAUAAUAUACUACAUGUUUAAUCGUAUAUAAUGUGUACAAAAUGCUGAACUGUUUUGUAUUUUUGUAAAAUUUAUCCGAUAUUUCUAUCUUAUACAUAUACACGAUACAAUUGUUACAUCGUUAUUAUAAGAGUAUUAUAAAUAUUCUAGCUAUUAAGAAAUACAAUAUAAACAAUGUUUAAUCUUGAUCCAACAUUAAAUAUCGUUAGAAGAGAAGAACAAGUUUUCGAUUAUUAAUUGUUAUUGUUUAAGAACAAUUUUAUAUCGUGUUAUAUGAAACAGGAUAAUUUUUAUUUACGCAAUAUAUUAUUAUAUUUUAUUAAUGGCUCUUGAUGGCUUUGAUAGAUAAUUAUCAUGAACGCUUUUGAUACUAUGUAUGUUGCAAGGUAAAUGUAGAAUGAAAGAAAUGAAAUGAUUCAUUACAAUUCAGAUUGCGCGUAGAUAAAUUGCUUUUUUGAAAUGAUAUCUUCUAUAAUAUUGUAGAGAUGAUAGAUUUAAGAAAUGUUGUAAUGUAAUUCGUUACGUUUCUAUUGUGCCACAUUUUGAAUUUCAUUUUGAUAUUGCUCAAAAAUAUUGCAACGACAAUAGAAUAUAUUUUUUAAUAUCGAUAAUUUUUACUCAUAAUUUAUACAAAUGAUAUUUGAUAUAUGGAUACUUUUAUAUCGUGAAAUAUGAUAUUAAAUAUGAUAAUACGAAUAAGAGUUCAAAGAGAAAUAUAUACGUUGAUACAGAUCCUUAAAUUUAAAAAAACUGCGAGUAACAAUUUUUAAGAUAAUUUUUCAGUACGUAUAUUUAGAGCGAUAUAUUCGGAAUUUUUGGAAAGAAUAAUUUUAAUCCGUAUUUAGAAAUAAAUUAAGAGAAAAAGAAAAA
Messenger RNA from Apis cerana (Asiatic honeybee), 4630 nucleotides. RefSeq names its product chromatin assembly factor 1 subunit A-A. The record is from RefSeq and is a predicted model, not a curated record. Gene Ontology annotation, biological process: nucleosome assembly. Gene Ontology annotation, cellular component: CAF-1 complex; nucleus. NCBI's taxonomy places the organism in Eukaryota, Metazoa, Arthropoda, Insecta, Hymenoptera, Apidae.